This is a messenger RNA of Mya arenaria, 993 nucleotides long. RefSeq lists its product as uncharacterized. Bases 1 to 993 code for a protein of 330 amino acids. The transcript has a single exon. Gene Ontology annotation, molecular function: nucleic acid binding; zinc ion binding. The record is from RefSeq and is a predicted model, not a curated record. NCBI's taxonomy places the organism in Eukaryota, Metazoa, Mollusca, Bivalvia, Myida, Myidae.
AUGUCAUUUGACUCUGCGGGAAUAAAUGACCAAGAUCAGCUUGAGUUUAGCCAUAGGCAGCUUUCGUCUAUUUCCUUGGGCCAGUCUAUCCAGCCGGAAGACCGUAGCAGGAGACCGGAAGUACAACGUGGCAAGGAGCCGGUUUGCACAUCUCGUGGCAGGGACUCGGAGACCUUGAAUGAUAGAGACCCUGGAGCAAGUUACAGCGGAGAUAAAGGUAGGCCUGGGCCCUCGGGGGAUAUAGAAGGAGAUUUGUUUGGAGCUUUUGAUUUAUUCAGAUCUUAUUUUGACACGAAACUUUCAACAUUAAAACAAGAGCUAACGAGUACAAGUUGCAAACAAAAGGAAAAAGAUAACAUUCCUUAUUUCAAGAAUACCUCCUGCAAAAUUCAGUUUCAGUUCAAUACGGACAUUUCAAACUUGUUACACUUUAUCGUGGAUUCUGACAGCCUUGAUUCAAAUAAAGAAAAAGCUAAAGAAGCGCUAAGGAAAAUUAAACAUAGAAACAAACUUAUUCGUUUGGCGGACAAUUCCCCUGGGGGCUGGGCCACAGUCAAAGAAUAUGAAACCCCAGAAUUGGGCUCUGAUAGCGAUGACGAGCGUAAAAUCAAAAGGGCUGAAGCCAAGGCUGUCAGAAAACUUAAAAAGGGUAAUCCUACAAAUGCUGAUUCUCUUUCUUUUUUCCCUGAUCGUAUGGAGCGGAGGCCAGCACCAGCGGUAACCUUUGGAUACCCGGGACGUUCUUCCGGUGCGGGGCCCAUCUUCCCCUCACGGCCCAUGGCUACGGGCAUGCGGGAUCUUUUUCGGACCUACAGUCCCUAUCAGGACCAGUAUCAACCCCAGCAACAUUAUUCUAGAACGCCAGAUAAAGUCAUCUGCUUCGCAUGUGGAAAGCGGGGUCACUUCCGGCGCGAGUGCGAGUGGCUAUCCAGAUUUAACCAGUCAGCCAACCGUGAUGUCAAGCCCACAGGAGCAAACUCAGCCACUAAAUGA